Diorhabda carinulata is the source of this 1608-nucleotide messenger RNA. It is a transcript of the gene GPHR, whose product is annotated as Golgi pH regulator. Gene Ontology annotation, molecular function: voltage-gated monoatomic anion channel activity. Lineage: Eukaryota; Metazoa; Arthropoda; Insecta; Coleoptera; Chrysomelidae. The coding region runs from base 161 to 1522 and encodes 453 amino acids. The record is from RefSeq and is a predicted model, not a curated record. Gene Ontology annotation, cellular component: Golgi cisterna membrane. The transcript is spliced from 8 exons. Gene Ontology annotation, biological process: intracellular pH reduction.
ACUACUAUAGCUUUGUGAUUGGUAUCUGUCAAAUGAAUUCUAACCAUACUUUUUUGUGAUGAUGUGUUAUCAAUAAUAAAAAAAAUAAGAAUGAAAAAUCUGUAUAUGAUCUAUAAAAAUAUAUAUACUUUCAUAUGUGAACAGCAGAAUUCAUGCGAAAAUGAGUUUUUUGCAAGAUACUAUAAUCAUCCUUGCUUCACAGGUAGCAUUCUUCGUGGGAGCAUGGAUUUUUUUCAUGAAACGGCUUUUUAAAAAUUACGAAGUACGACAUAUAAUGGUUCAGCUUAUCUUUUCAUUAACUCUUACAUUAUCUUGUACAAUGUUUGAAUUGAUUAUAUUUGAAAUACUUGGUUUAUUAGAUUCUAGCUCUCGCUAUUUCUACUGGUACGUAAUGUUAUACAUGAUGCUUUUUGUAGUAAUUGUACUAAAUCCAUUUUAUAUUGGUUACUACUGCAUCAGUAAUAUAAGAUAUGUUAAACCAGAUUAUGUAAAACGCUUAACUGUACUGGUUUGGCUAGUUUUUCUGGUGAUAUUUUGGAAAAUCGGAGAUCCAUUUCCAAUAAUGAAUCCUAAACAAGGAGUUCUUUCAAUGGAGCAAUUAGUAUCUCGUAUUGGAGUUAUUGGAGUCACUGUUAUGGCCUUACUUUCUGGAUUUGGUGCAGUAAACUAUCCUUAUACUUCAAUGGCUUAUUUUAUGAGAGAAGUUUCCGAGGUUGAUGUUCUCAAUGUAGAGAAGAGGUUAAUGCAAACCAUGGAUAUGAUAGUUUUAAGAAAAAAGAAAUUAGCCAUAGCUAAGAAGCAAUCACUAGAAAAAGUAAAUGAUGCAACAAAAAGAAAAGGACUAUGGUCCAUUUUGUCUUCUGUUGGUGUAAACAGAAGUGAAGAGAAUAUCACCCAACUAAGAUUAGAAACUGAAGGCUUAGAAGCUUUGAGUAGAACAUUAUUUCUAGAAGUUCAUGAAAAUAGAAAUAUGCUGGAACGAAUUGAAUGGUCCAAAACUUGGAAAGGAAUAUACUUUAAUUUUCUAGGUUAUAUAUUUUCUGGUUACUGUCUCUGGAAAAUAUUCAUUUGUACGAUAAAUAUUGUAUUUGACAGAGUGGGUAAGAAGGAUCCUGUAACAAGAGGUAUUGAGAUAGCUAUUCAUUGGAUGGGUUGGAACUUUGAUGUUAAUUUUUGGUCUCAACAAGUGUCUUUUUAUUUAAUUGGAUGUAUUGUUGUUACUUCCAUCAGAGGUUUUAUUAUCACAUUAACUAAAUUCUUCAACAGGAUGUCGUCGAGUAAAAGUUCGAACAUAAUUGUACUUGUUCUUGCUCAAAUAAUGGGAAUGUAUUUUGUAUCAUCUGUUCUAUUAUUGAGGAUGAAUAUGCCGGUACAAUAUCGAACAAUUAUCACUCAAGUUUUAGGUGCCUUACAGUUCAAUUUUUAUCACCGCUGGUUUGAUGUUAUAUUUUUAGUCAGCGCUCUUGGAAGUAUUAUAACUCUUUACAUAGCACAUAAACAGCCAAUAAGAGAAAAUAUCUAAUAACAUAAGUUGUAUUUAAUUUAGUUAAUAUUUAAAUUUUAAAGUGAUAUUUUUAAACGAGUGUUGAAUAUAGAAUUUUAUUUAAA